This is a messenger RNA of Fomitiporia mediterranea MF3/22, 1335 nucleotides long. Its product is annotated as zf-PARP-domain-containing protein. The record is from RefSeq and is a predicted model, not a curated record. Lineage: Eukaryota; Fungi; Basidiomycota; Agaricomycetes; Hymenochaetales; Hymenochaetaceae. The coding region runs from base 49 to 1059 and encodes 336 amino acids. Gene Ontology annotation, molecular function: zinc ion binding; DNA binding. The transcript is spliced from 9 exons.
CAACACCCAUCUCUCCGCUCUCUCACUAACUCAUACCUCACAAAAAUCAUGUCUGACGGUGAAGGUGGUGAAAAAAAGAGCGGCUACCGGCUUGAAGUCGCUCCCUCUGCUAGGGCACAGUGCAAGGGUCCGAAGCCAUGCAAAGGUACAAAAAUCAACAAAGGCGAGCUACGACAUGGAUCUGUUGUGGAUUUCCGAGGAAACACUUCUUUUGCAUGGCGUCACUGGGGCUGUGUCACUGAGCGUAUCAUCAAGAACAUGAAAGCUGCGUUUGAGGAUCCAACCGAACUGGACGGCUUUGAUGAACUCCCAGAGGAACACCAGGAACGUGUCAAAAAAGCAUACGAAGAGGGCCACGUAGCUGAGGAAGAUAUUCCUGAGAGUGCACGUAAGCCUGAAGGUGAAGGCGACGAAGAAGACGAGGAAGAAAAGAAGCCUGCGAAAAAGAAGCAAACGAAGAAGAGGGUUAGAAGUGAUGAAGAUGGGGAAGAAGAGAAGGAUGAAACUCCCAAGAAGAACCCCAAGCCUCGCAAGCGUGCCAAGAAAUCGGAUGAUGAUGACGAAGAAGAGAAGGGAAAAGAAGAAGAAAAGCCAAAGAAAAAGGCUGCACCCCGCAAGCGUGCCCCUAAGCAGAAGGAUGAAGAUGGCGAAGAGAAGCCACCUGCAAAACGUGGAAGAAAGAAGGCUGAAUCGAAGGCUGCGGAGGGCGAUGAGGACGAACCAGCGCCGAAGAAGAAACGUGCAGCGCCCAAGAGCGGAGAUAAGAAAGCCAAGAAGGUUGACGAAGAUGAAUCUGGCGAAGAUUUCGGUGAUGAACUGGAUAAGGUGUCUGGCGAUGAAGAGGAUGAGGUUGAAGAGAAACAGAAACGCAAGAAGGUGGAGAAAGGCGUAUCGAAAGGGAGGGUGUCAAAGGCUUCGGUAGUUGACAAGCCAGUCUCGAAGUCUAAGCCAGCCUCAAAAGCUAAGCCUUCUUCGAAGGCGAAGCCUGCAUCUAAAAAGCCUACUAGCAAGGCUAAGAAAGUCGAGGAGAGAGCCGAGGAGGUUGCCGAAGAAGAUUGAAAGAGUGGCUGAGAUAUCAAAAGCCUUUUAAAAAACACAUGCACGUUCUCUACUUUGGACCAUAGGACUAUGCCUGCACCUUCGCGAUCCAUGUUCCGUCGUAUGAAUUGGCUUUCGGCUUGUUUCGUCUUGUUUUGCAUCCAUCAUGCGACACCCUACUUUUAUUCUGCCUGUGUAUUGCUGCCGUACUCUGCAUUUCGUUAUUUUGCGCGUAGUUAUUAAUACACGUAAUCCAUCGAUGUAUACUACCGUUUGGCACGUUCUUGUAAAUACAUU